This is a messenger RNA of Cajanus cajan (pigeon pea), 1887 nucleotides long. RefSeq names its product glutathione gamma-glutamylcysteinyltransferase 3. NCBI's taxonomy places the organism in Eukaryota, Viridiplantae, Streptophyta, Magnoliopsida, Fabales, Fabaceae. Gene Ontology annotation, molecular function: glutathione gamma-glutamylcysteinyltransferase activity; metal ion binding. Gene Ontology annotation, biological process: detoxification of copper ion; cellular detoxification of cadmium ion; response to metal ion. The record is from RefSeq and is a predicted model, not a curated record.
AUAUAAUUUAUUUGUAAAAAUAAUUCUUCUGCUGAGGUGAAGGAGAAGAAGUACGGUAGCAGAAGUGAAGGUUUGGUUUUGAUGGCAAGCGCAGGUUUAUACCGCAGAGCACUCCCUUCUCCUGCAGUCGACUUUGCUUCCAAGGAGGGGAAGAACCUCUUCGCCGAAGCCCUUGCGCGAGGAACCCUCGAAGGCUUCUUCAAGUUGGUAUCCUACUACCAGACGCAAUCAGAGCCUGCCUACUGCGGCCUCGCCACUCUCUCCGUCGUCCUCAAUGCCCUCGCCAUCGACCCUGGACGCAAAUGGAAAGGUCCUUGGAGAUGGUUUGAUGAGUCCAUGUUGGAUUGCUGCGAGCCUCUGACCAAGAUUCAAUCCCAAGGCAUCACCUUUGGAAAAGUUGCGUGUUUGGCUCGAUGCAAUGGAGCUAAGGUGGAGGCCUUUCGAUCUGAUCAGAGCACCGUUGAUGAUUUUCGCCGCCGUGUCGUUUCGUGCUCUUCUUCUCAGGAUUCUCACACCAUUGUGUCUUACCACAGGACACCCCUCAAUCAGACUGGAAUUGGCCAUUUUUCGCCGGUUGGAGGAUAUCAUGCUGAGAGGGAUAUGGUCCUUGUAUUGGAUGUCGCUCGUUUCAAGUAUCCUCCACAUUGGGUUCCCCUUACCCUUCUCUGGGAAGCCAUGUGCACCAUUGAUCAAGCAACCGGACUUCGUAGGGGGUACAUGGUUAUUUCAAGGCUUAACAGAGCACCGUCUGUACUUUAUACUGUGAGUUGUAGACAUGAAGGUUGGAGCAGUGUUGCCAAAUUUCUAACUGAAGAUGUCCCUCAACUUCUAAAGUCAGAGGAUCUAAAAGACAUUCAGGAAGUACUCUCUGUUGUUUUUAAAUCUCCUCCUAGUGAAUUGAGAGGGUUAAUCACAUGGAUUGCUGAAGUUCGCAGACAAGAAGACGGGAAUCUUACAUUGAGUGAGGAGGAGAAAGGAAGGCUUGCUAUCAAGGCUGACAUACUGGAACAAAUUCGGACAACUGCACUCUUCAAACAUGUGACCAGGUGGUUGGAUUCUGGAAGUUCAUGUUGUAAUACUAUUGCAAGACUUGGUGACAAAGAUAUGUUACCAGCACUUGCCGCCAGUGUUUGUUGUGAAGGGGCAGAUCUUUUGACUGGUUGUGGUAGGCUAGGCUUGUCAGGUGGAAAAUGCUUUAGUCAAAUAGAUGUAAAACAUCUGAAUGUUGGUGGUCAAAAUCCAGUAACAUUAGUUUCAGGAACUGUUACAACUGGUGGCAGUAGUGAACAAGGAGUUGAUGUGUUGGUCCCUUUGUGUCAUAGGGAGCCUAGUAGGCUAUGUCUUUCUAAGGGAGGUCACUGCAUUGGAAUGCACCCGUCCACUGCAGAUGUCUUAACGGUGCUUUUAUUGGCCUUGCCCUUGCAUACGUGGUCGGGCAUUAAAGAAGAAAAACUGCGUGUGGAAGUUUUGAGCCUUUUAACAACUGAAGAUCUCCCUCCCCUACUUCAGGAAGAGGUUUUGUUCCUGCGAGAUCAACUCCAUUUUCUCAUGGCAGAUAUUAGAGCUCCUUCUCAUUCAUGAUACUAUUUAUUGGUUUUGACUAAUGUAACGGGUUCCUGUAAUACGAUGACAUUAUACAAUGUUUUAGCACCAGGUAUAUCAUUGAACUUUCAAUUAGUACAGCAUAAGCAUUACUGUGGUGCCAUAUUGAACACUUCAAAAACCAACUGUAGUUUUACCAUUGUGCAAGGAAUUAGGACUGUACAAGGUAAUUGAGCAUGGAAAAAAAAUAACAUGCGGAUUUGCAUUAUUUGUUGUUGAAAAUGAGCUUAAUCAAUGGAAUGUACUAAAGGGGUUGAAGGACCUGGCGAUCUUUGUUCUUAUAUC